UGGAUCCUGAUGUUGCUAACGGAGCGCUGGAUGACCUGCCCAAAGGGCAGAGCUGAAGGCCGGGACUUAUGGGACGUGAAGGAAGAGCUCGGGAUCCCUUCUGGAUUGGAACUUCAAGAAAGGAUGGGGGGCCCCAGGAAAUCUAUGCAGUAAAAGAGACUCCGCUCGGACCGACCUGCCUGUUUACACCUAAACCUUUCCCCUUAGGAGCCGAGUGAGACCUUCGUAGGCAUCCAGCGUCACAACAGGCCAACUCAGGGAUGAGCGCAGGCAGAGUCAACCCUUACAGCAUAGUAUCUUCCGAGGAAGACGGGUUGAUCUUGACCACCAUGCCUGGCAUGAAUGGCUUCGGCAACGGCAAGAUCCACACGCGGAGGAAAUGCCGGAACCGAUUCGUGAAGAAAAACGGCCAGUGCAAUGUCGAGUUCACCAACAUGGAUGACAAACCUCAGAGGUACAUCGCCGACAUGUUCACCACCUGCGUGGACAUCCGUUGGAGGUACAUGCUUCUGCUCUUCUCGCUCGCUUUCCUGGUCUCCUGGUUAUUGUUUGGCCUCAUCUUCUGGCUGAUCGCCCUGGUCCACGGUGACAUCGAGAAGCCCACGAAAGACGAGACCUUCACCCCUUGCCUCCUGCAGGUGAACGGCUUCGUGGCCGCGUUCCUCUUCUCCAUUGAGACUCAAACGACCAUCGGUUACGGCUUCCGCUGCGUAACCGAGGAGUGUCCCCUGGCUGUCUUCAUGGUGGUCCUUCAGUCCAUUCUCGGCUGCAUCAUCGACUCCUUCAUGAUCGGCGCCAUCAUGGCGAAAAUGGCCAGGCCGAAGAAGAGAGCUGAAACGUUGCUGUUCAGCCACCACGCCGUGGUGGCCAUGAGGGACGGCAAGCUUUGCUUGAUGUGGAGAGUGGGCAACCUUCGGAAGAGUCACAUCGUUGAGGCUCACGUCCGAGCUCAGCUCCUCAAGCCCAGGAUCACCGAAGAAGGAGAAUACAUCCCUCUGGACCAGAUAGACAUAGACGUUGGUUUCGACAAAGGCUUGGAUCGCAUUUUCCUGGUCUCCCCCUUGACCAUCCUUCACGAGAUCAACGAGGAGAGCCCCCUGUUCGGGAUUAGCCGGCAGGAUUUGGAAACGGACGAUUUCGAGAUUGUGGUGAUUCUGGAGGGCAUGGUAGAGGCCACGGCCAUGACCACCCAAGCUCGGAGUUCGUACUUGUCCAGCGAGAUCCUCUGGGGUCACCGCUUCGAACCUGUCCUCUUUGAGGAGAAAAAACAGUACAAAGUGGACUACUCGCACUUCCACAAGACCUACGAGGUGCCCUCUACUCCCUGUUGCAGCGCCAAGGAUUUGGUGGAGAACAAGUUCCUUCUCCCGAGCACCAACUCCUUCUGCUACGAGAACGAACUUGCUUUUAUGAGCCGCGACGAGGAGGAGGAAGAGGAGGAGGAGGUGGAGGAAGAAGAUGAAGAAGGCCGCAGAGGUUUGGACAAUCCGUGCUCGGGGGACCCGCCUGAAUUUGAUAGGCUACCAACGACUGUAGGACCUCUCGAUCAACGGUCGUACCGGAGGGAAUCAGAAAUAUGACUCAGGGGCUUCCUCAACGUUUCUUUGAGCUUCUCUUUUCUCCCUCCCUCUCGGUAACUUCCUCCAAAAAAAAAAAAAAAUUAUGCAGAACAAUGCAAAAGUGCCAUAGGGAUGCCUGAGAAUUCGUGUUGGUUUGUCGGGUGUCGCGUUUUGUGGUCUUUAAAGAAAAUAAUUAAGUGCAAUAAUCGCUGAACGGCAAACGGGCUUCAGAACGCUGUCGCCCUCCGAGGUUAGGACGUCCUGCAGGGCAGGUCCCAAUUGGAGGUGGCCCCGUGGGUUUUGCUGCUAGAACAGAGACACACACACAAACACACACGCACACGUUUCUGAGUUGUAUGCUUUGUGGGAGAAGGACAACGCACACUGAGAGGGAGUAUAGGCAGGAGCGGGCUUCAAAAAUGUUAGCAAGGGGUUCUCUGCCCGGUUGCUGGGUGGGCAUGGCCAUGGUGGGCGUGGCCUAAUUGGCCUCCUGCACCAUGAUGGUGGGAGGUGUUUUUGCCCUCCCCAGGCUCUGGAGGCUUUCCUCGAGCCUUCAGGAGGGAGAAAACGGGCUCCCCAGGCUCCGGACGCCCUCUGGAGUUUCCGGUCUUCCCAAACCUCCGGUAGGCCCAUUUUUCACCCUCCCUGAGCCUCUGUGCAUGCCCUGCACUUACCUGCAUCCAAAACGGGCUGCGUGGGGACUCCUGGGAGGGGAGAAGUGGGCAGGGCCAGCCAGGAGUGGGAUUUGGGGGUUCUCCGAACUGCACAGAAUCUUAGCUAGAGGUUCUCCUGAACCCCUGCGAACCCCCAGCAGCCCAGCCCUUGAGUAUAGGUAGUCUCUCCUUCCCUUUGUGGAAAAUUAGUGGUGUUUUUUUUUAAGGCUAGUAUUGUCUUAGAGUGGUUCAAAAGAGGAGAAUGUCAGGAAAUCAGGCGAGGUUGUUUGUCUCAGAUAUACCUACUGCCAAGAGAAAGGGGAAUAUUUUGGACCUCUCAUGAUUUUUACUGAGCUGGUACAGGAAUGGUAAGAGGGCUACAAAGGGUCAAGUGAUGGAACUUCAAGGUUGGUUCUACCGUUAGGUGGAAUGAGGAAGGCCCAAAUUGGCAACUGCACAAGAUGUCUUCUGUAGAAAAACUUACGAACCACAGAGGGACCUUGGGUGGUCAGAAAACCUAGGCUUUCCUCAUAUGUGUUUCUGGUGGGGCCGUUCCACAAGUCCCAGCAGAAGCUUCCACAAGUCACGUUCAAUGCCUGGUGAACAUAUGGAGGCUUCCAUAGGAGUCUUCUUGGCAAUUAUAUAGAAGUGAUUUUGCCUGACCUUCUUCCGGGGAGUUUUCUCAAGGGUUUCUAACCUUUGUUUGGUCCUCUUGUUUUGGUAGGUUCUCCUCUAUCUUCUGACCAGAUCUAGAUUUGCUUAGUUCUUGAGAGUCCAUUUCAGUUGCCAGUUCCAUCUCCAAGUGCUUUGAGAUCCUGGAGAUACACCCACAGAUUGCAGCCCUGCAGUGAGGGUGGGGCUGGAAAAUUCUGCCUCAAGAACCCGUCGUAUCAUCCGUUGACGAUGAUGCCCCCCCCCUCACCCAUCGCACCAUCCUUCCUCAAAGACGGAUGUGCUGGUUUUAAAAACAGCAGAUGCCCAAGCGAAACGAACUCGGGUGAUUUUUUUUUUCCUCCAAGCAAAAGACUUUGGUUAGUCAACAAAGGAGGAAGAGUUGUAGCUCAGGGUUGACACGAGGGGUCCUUGGCGCUCCCUGAGCUUGUUUUAUUUCUUGCAGACCUUUUAUGACCCACACUAGGUAAUAUCAUCAGUGCUAGAAGGAAAUGGGGAUGUGGACAGGAGAAAGGCAGGAGAAGGAGGAGGAGGAGGAGGAGGAGGAGGAGGAGGAGGAGGAGGAGGAGGAGGAGGAGGAGGAGGAGGAGGACUGUUGGGCCCUUGGUGCUCUCUGAGCUUGGUGGUUUUCUUGCAAACCUUUCAUGACCCAAACUAGUAACAUCAUCAGUGCUAGAAGGAAAUGGGGAUGUGGACAGGAGAAAGGCAGGAGGAGGGAGAGGAGGAGGAGAAGGAGGGAGAGGAGGAGGAGGAGGAGGAGGAGAACUGUGGGGCCCUCUGAGCUUGCUUUAUUUCUUGCAGACCAUUCAUGACCCAAACUAGUAACAUCAUCAGUGCUAGAAGGGAGUGGGUUUGUGAAGAGGAGGAGUGGGGAGAGGGAGGGGUAAGGUCUUUGGCACUUUCUUGGAGAGGUUUCAUGACCCAAACUACGUAACAUCUCAGUACUGAUGAUGUUAUCUAGUUUGGGUAUUGAAAAAUCUCCAAGAAAGCGGUCCAAUUCAGACAGACCAAGGGCCCCAUCAUUCUUUUCCUCCCCCUCGCCCCCUCCUCCUCCUCCUCUCCACAAACCAGAGUUUGUGGGUUUCAGCUGACCAUUUUUCGCGCUUAUGGCAGGGGUGAAAUCCAGCAGGUUCUGACCAAUUCUGGAGAACCGGCAGCGGAAAUUUUGAGUAGUUCGGAGAACUGAUAGUAAAAAUUCUGACUGGCCCCACCCCCGUCUCUUCUCUGUCCCAGCUGAUCGGGAGGAAAUUCGGGAUUUUGCAGUAUCCUUCCCCCAGGAGUGGAGAUUUUACAGUAUCCUUCCCCUGCCACGCCCACCAAGCCACACCCAAAGAACCGGGUGUAUAGUAAAUAAAUUUGAAGCCCAACACUGCCACAAACCCAUUCCUUUCUAGCACUGAUGGAUGUUGCCUAGUUGCCUAGUUUGGGUAUUGAAACGUCUGCAAGAAAGCAGUCAAAUUCCGAGAGACCAAGGGCCCCAUAAUUCUCCUCCUCCUCCUCCUCCUCUCCACAAAACCCUCUUCCUUCUAGUACUGAUGAUGUUACCUAGUUUGAGUCACAAAAUGUCUGCAAGAAAGAAAACAAGAGAGCAUUAAGGACCCCCUCGGACUUUCGUUAAACCAGACCGUGUUUAAUCGUCCCCUUUGUAAGUUCAGUGCAAUCUUUGCCCCAAAGCAAACCUUCCCUCCUGUCCUUACACACCCCUCGCUCUGUUGGUGCCUUCUUCUUCACCCAGGCUAUUUCCGAGCACCGCUCAGUCCUCAUCCCACCCACCCGCCCGCCCCCGCCUUUAAUCGGAGUCACAUGGCCAUCCAUCUGGCUGCAGACAUGGGCCAAACCGAGCAGCCGAUCACGUCAGCAAUAAAUGUGAAGGAUGUUGCAUCGGCCGUCGGUUUCUCAGUACUCCCCAUUAGCUGUUACUGUAAAAGCCAGAGAUUAAAAAAUACACACACAUGUGUAUAU
Messenger RNA from Ahaetulla prasina, 4846 nucleotides. RefSeq names its product ATP-sensitive inward rectifier potassium channel 12. The record is from RefSeq and is a predicted model, not a curated record. Bases 261 to 1580 code for a protein of 439 amino acids. Gene Ontology annotation, biological process: regulation of monoatomic ion transmembrane transport; potassium ion import across plasma membrane. Gene Ontology annotation, cellular component: plasma membrane. Gene Ontology annotation, molecular function: inward rectifier potassium channel activity. Lineage: Eukaryota; Metazoa; Chordata; Lepidosauria; Squamata; Colubridae. The transcript is spliced from 2 exons.